AUGUCCCUGCAGGAGGAGCUGCGACUGGAGGAGGAACGAAAGAAGAAGGUUGAGGCAGCUGUCGCUGCAGCCUCCUUUGACCAGCUUGACACCAACAAAGAUGGGGUCAUCACCCGAGAGGAGUUCCAAGACUUCGUGCAGAAGGUUCAAAACGAGACCAGUGGCACCCUGGUGGAAGAGGCUGUCAAAGCAGAGCUUGCAGAGUGGAUUCUGAUGAUUCUGUCCUUCCAGCAGAAGCUGAGGCAUCUCACAAGAAAUCGCUACAUCACUUGGCCGCCGCCAUCCCUUCAGCAAUCGCUCACCUCGGCUGACCCCAGCUGUCAGGAUGAGGAUCCCGAAACCAUCCAAGAGAGAGUGAACGAGGUGUUGGAGGAAAACAGCAGACUGCGCUCCGAGAACGAAGCCCUGCGGGUGUAG
Cladocopium goreaui is the source of this 417-nucleotide messenger RNA. NCBI's taxonomy places the organism in Eukaryota, Dinophyceae, Suessiales, Symbiodiniaceae. The record is from the annotation of a GenBank genome assembly.